UUAUGACCAAUUUUUUUAAGCUAUUGAAAUAUAAUCAUGACUUAAUUAAAAAAUAAAACAUCUUAAAAUCAACAAACAAAACUACGAGCACAGUGCACAGAUAAUGUUUACAUAAUCAUCCUAAUCUAAUGUUUAAUUUUGAUAGUUGGUUAAUUCACUCAAAACAUCCUCUAAAAUCCUUUAAAGAGAUAGGUAGUUUUAAUUUUAAACCAAAGAACUGGACCACUAGCUUCCACCAUCAUUAAAUUACUGUAGGUAUUUACGUAUUAUUAUGGUCGUUUAUGAUAAUUUAUAUUUUAAUUAAAUAUAAUAAAUACACUGCUUAUACGUGAUUUUAUCGAGUACUAACCUAUACAUAAUAUUUAACCACAAAUAAUGUUGUAAUUUUCAUAAACACUUGUAUCAAUUAGGUGUUAUAAUAUUGUAUUAUUUAUAAAUGUAUACCAAUAAUAUUAUAUAAUAUACUAUUGCCUAGUGCCUUUAAAAUAAUAUAUAGACGUACAAAAUUUUUUCUCGUUGCUGAGUAAUAAACAAUCAUUUCAUUUAACGUGCGAGUGUUUUUUUUUUAAAAUCAAUUUCCUUUAUUUUUUUACAAAUCAACACAACCUUUUAACAUACAAGUAAGUCGAUCAUUGCGUUACACACGCACGCACGCACGCACGCACGCAAGCACACACUCACACACAAAUCUUAAACGUACGCCCGGCAGCAGCACAGGACACAGACACGCCGAGGAUAAAAUGGAAGUGGAACAAGAGCCCGUCGCCGCGAUAGUGAAAACGAAGGAAGAGUGCCUGUGGAAGGCGAAGCUGGCGCAGGAGGCCAACAGGUUCGAGGACAUGGCCCGGUACAUGAGACGGGUGGCCGAGUGCGGGGAACCGAUGACCAAAGACGAAGACAACAUGAUGGCGGCGGCGUACAAACACCUGUUAGAUACGAAGCGGUCGUCCAGGCGGACGCUGGUGACUGUCGAACAGAAGGACGGCAUCGCGUCCUGGGAGGCCGCGGCGGCCCGGCAGUAUCGCGAGCGCGUCGACGACGAGUUGCGCGCGCUGUGCACCGAAGUGCUGGCCGUGGUCGACGAGUGGCUGACGUCCGACCGGUCGAACGCCUCGGACCCGGCCACCGGCGUGUUCUACUGGAAGCUGUGCGCCGACUACAACCGGUACGUGGCCGAGGUGAUUGACGACCCGGGCGACCGGGCGGCCGUGGUGGCCAGGUCCAGGGCAGCGUACGAGCGGGCCGACCAGAUAGGCCGCACCGCGCUCCGGCCCGUCGACCCGGUCCGGCUCGGGCUCAUGCUCAACUACUCCGUGUUCCUGUACCAGGUGUGCCAGCAGCGCCGGCAGGGCCUGGACGUGGCCAAGCACGCGUUCGACGAGGCCGUGGCCCAGAUCGACACCAUCGACGACCUCAUGUACGACGACUCGACGCUCAUACUGCGGCUCAUCCGCGACAACCUCAAUAUCUGGAUCCAAGAGAACGGCGGCGAGUCGUACGCCGCCGCCGUGGCCACCGCCGCGGCCGUCGUCGCCGGGACGGACGACCCGCAGCAGCAGCAGCAGCAGCCGCAGCAGGCGCUGUCCACCUUGCCCGUGGCGGACGACCGAAUGGCCGUGACCGCGAUCGCCGCGUCCACUGUCAUGCUGUCGCUGUCGCCGCCGAACGUCGAAUCGCAGAACGAUGACCUCGAUCGUCAAACGUUGCGGGACAACGUCAAUUAA
Molecule: messenger RNA, 1724 nt
Organism: Aphis gossypii (cotton aphid)
Lineage: Eukaryota; Metazoa; Arthropoda; Insecta; Hemiptera; Aphididae
Product: 14-3-3 protein zeta-like
Exons: 2
Coding region: 741-1724 (327 amino acids)
Biological process (GO): signal transduction
Cellular component (GO): cytoplasm
Source: RefSeq, a predicted model, not a curated record